AUGACGAUUUGCCCUUUUAGCGAGAUCAGAGGCCCCCCCGAGCUGCUGCUGGCCUCAGCCCCCAUCCCUCCAGCUUUUUGUCCACCUUUCUUGCUUGGUGGUGCCCUGGAGCCGCAGACGGAGGCUUUGCCUAAUUACCAGUGUCUUCUUGUGGGCACCCUGGACGUGGUGUUGGACUCCAGUGCCCGCGUGGCCCCUUAUCGAAUCCUGCACCAGACCCAGGACUCCCAGGUCUACUGGACAGUGGCAUGUGGUUCUUCCCGCAAAGAGAUCACAAAGCACUGGGAAUGGCUGGAAAAUAACUUACUCCAGACGCUGUCCAUCUUUGACAAUGAGGAAGAUAUCACCACCUUCGUCAAGGGCAAGAUACACGGCAUCAUCGCAGAAGAGAACAAGAACCUGCAGCCCCAGGGAGACGAGGACCCCGGAAAGUUCAAGGAGGCCGAGCUGAAGAUGCGGAAGCAGUUCGGGAUGCCAGAGGGGGAGAAGUUGGUCAACUACUACUCCUGCAGCUACUGGAAAGGUCGCGUGCCCCGGCAGGGCUGGCUCUACCUGACCGUCAACCACCUGUGCUUCUACUCGUUCCUGCUGGGGAAGGAAGUGAGCCUUGUGGUGCAAUGGGUAGACGUCACAAGGCUGGAGAAGAAUGCCACACUGCUCUUCCCCGAGAGCAUCCGUGUGGACACCCGGGACCAGGAGCUCUUCUUUUCCAUGUUCCUGAACAUCGGUGAGACCUUCAAGCUCAUGGAGCAGCUGGCCAACCUGGCCAUGCGGCAGCUGCUGGACAGUGAGGGCUUCCUGGAGGACAAGGCACUGCCCCGGCCUUCCCGGCCACACAGGAACAUCUCGGCUCUGAAGCGAGACCUGGAUGCCCGAGCCAAGAACGAGUGCUACCGGGCCACGUUCCGGCUGCCCAGGGACGAGCGCCUGGAUGGCCACACAGGCUGUACGCUGUGGACCCCGUUCAACAAACUGCACAUCCCUGGCCAGAUGUUCAUCUCCAGCAACUACAUCUGCUUUGCCAGCAAAGAGGAGGACGCAUGCCACCUCAUCAUACCCCUCCGGGAGGUGACUAUUGUUGAAAAAGCUGACAGCUCCAGUGUCCUGCCCAGUCCUCUGUCCAUUAGCACCAAGAGCAAAAUGACCUUCUUGUUCGCCAACCUGAAAGACCGUGAUUUUUUAGUUCAGAGGAUCUCUGACUUCCUCCAGAAGAUGCCAUCCAAGCAGCCGGGCGGCAGUGGAGUGGGAAGAAAAGCCAGCACUGUGGAGCCGGCCCCAGAGCCUUGCCCAGCUCCUCCAAAGGCGUCAGAUCAGCUCACCAGCCCCUCCACACCCCUUGGUGGCCGCCAAAGCUCCAGCGUGCAGGAUGCACCGACCUCUUCCCAGGGUCUGCUCAAACUCUUCCAGAGAAAUUCGCCCAUGGAGGACCUGGGGGCCAAGGGGGCUAAGGAGAAGAUGAAAGAGGAGUCGUGGAACAUUCACUUCUUUGAGUACGGGCGUGGUAUGUGCAUGUACCGCACGGCCAGAACGCGGGAGCUGGUGCUGAAAGGCAUCCCCGAGAGCCUCCGGGGAGAGCUGUGGCUCCUCUUCUCUGGGGCCUGGAAUGAGAUGGUGACUCACCCUGGCUACUACGAGGAGCUGGUGGAGAAGUCCACAGGGAAGUACAGCCUGGCCACAGAGGAGAUUGAGCGAGAUCUCCACCGCUCCAUGCCUGAGCACCCCGCCUUCCAGAACGAGCUCGGGAUCGCUGCUCUCCGGCGGGUGCUGACCGCCUACGCUUUCCGAAACCCCACCAUCGGCUACUGUCAGGCCAUGAACAUCGUCACCUCAGUGCUCCUGCUCUAUGGCAGCGAGGAGGAGGCCUUCUGGCUGCUGGUGGCCCUCUGUGAGCGCAUGCUGCCCGACUACUACAACACCAGAGUGGUGGGUGAGUGCCUGCGGCCCGGCUUUCCCUGCGGGGGCAGCGGCCUUCCUGUGCCAGGCUCUCCACUGAGCACACAGCACAAAUACCUGGAUAAUGUGGUUAAUAAGCAGAGUGUUUCUCCUCCUAUCCCACACCUCCACGCCCUGCUGACUAGUGGAGAUGACCCUCCCACAGAGGUGGACAUCUUCGACCUCCUGAAGGUGUCAUAUGAGAAAUUCAGCAGCCUGAGGGCCGACGACAUUGAACAGAUGCGGUUUAAGCAGAGGCUGAAAGUGAUCCAGUCCCUGGAGGAUACGGCCAAGAGGAGCGUGGUCCGAGCUAUACCUGGGGACAUUGGUUUCUCAAUUGAAGAGCUGGAGGACCUUUACAUGGUGUUUAAGGCCAAGCACCUGGCAAGUCAGUACUGGGGGGGCAGCCGCCCCACGGCUGUGCGUCGGGACCCCAGCCUGCCGUACCUGGAACAGUACCGUAUCGAUGCAGGCCAGUUCCGGGAACUCUUCGCCAGCCUGACACCCUGGGCCUGCAGCUCCCACACGCCUGUACUGGCGGGGCGCAUGUUCCGGCUCCUGGAUGAAAACAAGGACUCUCUGAUCAACUUCAAGGAGUUUGUGACAGGAAUGAGCGGGAUGUACCAUGGGGACCUGACCGAGAAGCUCAAGGCACUCUACAAGCUGCACCUGCCCCCAGCCCUGAGCCCAGAGGAGGCAGAGUCAGCCCUGGAAGCGACCCAUUACUUCACAGAGGACAGCUCCUCAGAAGCAUCUCCUCUGGCCUCAGAUCUGGACAUUUUCCUGCCCUGGGAGGCUCAAGAAGCACUACGGCAGGAAGAGCAAGAGGGAGGUGGAAAUGAGGACGUCCAAGACAAAAAAGGAGAAGAGAAGGGGAUCAGUCCUCCAGACUAUCGCCACUACCUUCGCAUGUGGGCCAAAGAGAAGGAGGUUCAGAAGGAGACGAUUAAGGAUCUUCCCAAGAUGAACCAGGAACAGUUCAUUGAGCUGUGCAAGACGCUUUAUAACAUGUUCAGCGAGGACCCCAUGGAGCAGGACUUGUACCAUGCCAUUGCCACGGUGGCGAGCCUCCUACUCCGCAUCGGCGAGGUGGGGAAGAAGUUUUCUGUGCAGCCGGGCAGGAAGCCCCAGGACGGUGCACCCGAGGAGGAUGAGCUGCCCACCCCAGACCCCCCGCAGGACCUGGCCCCAGAGCUUCAGCCUCCAGCUGCGGGCGACCCCCAGGCCAAAGCCGGGGGAGACACCCACCUUGGGAAAGCUCCCCAGGAGAGCCAAGUGGUGGGCGAAGGGGGCGGCGGCGAGGGGAGGGGCUCCCCCCCCCAGCUUCUGUCCGACGACGAAACCAAAGACGACAUGUCCAUGUCCUCCUACUCGGUGGUCAGCACAGGCUCCCUGCAGUGUGAGGACCUGGCCGACGACACGGUGCUGGUAGGCGGGGAGGCCCAAAGCCCCCCAGCCAUUGCCCGCUGUGGGGGCACCGUGGACACCGACUGGUGCAUUUCCUUCGAGCAGAUCUUAGCCUCCAUCCUGACGGAGUCCGUUCUGGUGAACUUCUUUGAGAAGAGGGUGGACAUUGGACUCAAGAUCAAGGACCAAAAGAAGGUGGAGAGACAGUUCAGCACCUCCAGUGACCUCGAACAGUCUGGACUUUCGGGCUGA
Molecule: messenger RNA, 3591 nt
Organism: Puma concolor (puma)
Lineage: Eukaryota; Metazoa; Chordata; Mammalia; Carnivora; Felidae
Source: RefSeq, a predicted model, not a curated record